CGGCGGCGGGGGGCCAUGGACAACCACGGCCUGGACGAGUUCCGCCGGCGCUGGCAGGAGGAGCUGGCGCAGGCCCAGGCGCUGAGGAAGCGGCGGCGGCCCGAGGCUGCCGAGCGGCGGCGCGCCGGCCCGAGGUGGCCCCGGCGCGGCGAGCAGGCCUCGGGGUACCUGGCGCUGGCGCAGGGGCUGCUGGAGGGCGCGAGCCGGCCCCCGGCGGCGAGGGCGACCAGGGCCGAGAGGCAGGACGCGGCGAGCCGUUCCCGCUCCCCCCCAGCCCGUGACGCGGCCGAGGGCGAGGAGCAGCUGGUGGACCAGCUCAUCCGAGACCUGAAUGAAAUGGACGAUGUGCCCUUCUUUGAUAUCCAACUGCCUUAUGAAUUGGCAAUCAAUAUAUUUCAGUAUCUGGACAGGAAAGACCUGGGAAGGUGUGCACAGGUGAGCAAGACGUGGAAGGUGAUUGCAGAAGAUGAAGUGCUCUGGUACCGGCUGUGCCAGCAGGAAGGGCACCUUCCCGAGAGCAGCAUCUCCGAUUAUUCUUGCUGGAAGCUCAUCUUCCAGGAGUGCCGAGCCAAGGAGCACAUGUUAAGAAGCAACUGGAAGAAUCGCAAGGGAGCCGUGAGUGAGCUGGAACACAUUCCUGAUGCUGUUUUAUGUGAUGUGCACUCUCACGACGGUGUUGUCAUUGCUGGGCUCUCCCCAUUUUCUCACUAUGGCCCUGCUCUCUCUCUCCACUUGGAACCAACGAGGUCCUUCUUUUCCAGAUACACAUCAGGGGACGUGAGGGUGUGGGACACCCGCACCUGGGACUACGUAGCCCCCUUCUUGGACUCCGAGUAUGAGGAGGAGGACGAGCCUGGAAUGCAGCCAUAUGUCUCCUUUGUGAGGAUAAACAGCUCACUGGCGGUAGCGGCUUAUGAGGAUGGAUUUCUUAAUAUUUGGGAUCUAAGGACUGGAAAGUAUCCUAUUCACCGCUUUGAGCAUGAUGCAAGAAUACAGGCACUAGCCCUCAGCCAGGAAGAUGCCACUGUUGCCACGGCUUCUGCUUUCGAUGUUGUGAUGUUGCAUCCCAAUGAGGAAGGAUAUUGGCAAAUAGCUGCAGAAUUCGAAGUUCAGAAACUGGUUGACUACCUUGAAAUAGUUCCAGAUACCGAAAGGUACCCUGUGGCAGUGGCCACUGCUGGAGAUCUGGUGUACCUGCUAAAGGCUGACGACUCCGCCAGAACCCUCCACCACGUCUACGGGCAGCCCGUCACCUGUCUGGAUGUCUCGGCCAACCAGGCUGCUUUUGGAGUGAAGAGUCUAGGAUGGGUGCACGAAGGAAACAAGAUCCUGGUCUACAGCCUGGAAGCAGAACGCUGCCUCUCGAAACUGGGCAACGCGCUUGGCGACUUCACCUGCGUCAACCUCAGGGACAGCCCUCCCCACCUCAUGGUCAGCGGCAACAUGGACCGGAGGGUGAGGAUCCAUGACCUCCGCACCAACAAGAUCGCCCUGUCGCUCUCUGCACACCAGCUUGGCGUCUCCGCCGUGCAGAUGGACGACUGGAAAGUUGUCAGUGGAGGCGAGGAGGGCCUGGUCUCCGUGUGGGACUAUCGGAUGAACCAGAAGCUGUGGGAGGUGCAUUCCAGGCACCCCGUCCGCCACCUCGCCUUCACCAGCCACAGCCUCAUCACGGCCAACGUGCCCUACGACCGGGUGGUGCGCAGUGCCGACCUGGACAACUUCGCCACGCACAGGAGGCACCGGGGGCUGGUCCACGCCUACGAGUUCGCCGUGGACCGGCUGGCCUUGCAGAGUGCUCUUCCCGCCUGCCGCUCAUCCUGCGACACCGCGGCGGGUAACAGCUAUGACCUCGCGCUCGCCUUCCCCUACGACAGUACUUAGGGGACAGUGAGAAAUGGAAAGAACGACAGGACCUCUGCUCCGGGUUUCAAAGGUUUGGGGGAAGAAAGCAACCCCGGGGUACUUGUGUGAUGCACCUUCCUGAACUGCCUGCGCUUUCCCCUCUGUCCGGUUUCCUCCCGCGACCGCACAGCUGGGGCUUGUCAGGCUUUUUUCCCCUCACUGGUCCCUCUCUCCUGGCUUUGAGAACCACACACAUGACUCACAUGUAUACCGCCUUCCCCACAUCCUCCUCCUCCUCCAGCCAGCCCGCCCGCCUCGGGGG
Myotis lucifugus (little brown bat) is the source of this 2167-nucleotide messenger RNA. RefSeq names its product F-box and WD repeat domain containing 8 (gene FBXW8). Bases 16 to 1884 code for a protein of 622 amino acids. Gene Ontology annotation, molecular function: protein binding. NCBI's taxonomy places the organism in Eukaryota, Metazoa, Chordata, Mammalia, Chiroptera, Vespertilionidae. Gene Ontology annotation, biological process: protein ubiquitination; cilium assembly. The transcript has 11 exons. The record is from RefSeq and is a predicted model, not a curated record. Gene Ontology annotation, cellular component: Cul7-RING ubiquitin ligase complex; centriole; ciliary basal body.